Molecule: messenger RNA, 4044 nt
Organism: Gavia stellata (red-throated loon)
Lineage: Eukaryota; Metazoa; Chordata; Aves; Gaviiformes; Gaviidae
Gene: WASHC2C
Product: WASH complex subunit 2C
Exons: 27
Coding region: 43-3696 (1217 amino acids)
Biological process (GO): protein localization to endosome; retrograde transport, endosome to Golgi
Cellular component (GO): early endosome; WASH complex
Molecular function (GO): retromer complex binding; phosphatidylinositol phosphate binding
Source: RefSeq, a predicted model, not a curated record
GCCACAGACUGUCGCCUUCAUAAUGUCUUCAAUGACUUUCUUAUGUUGUCCAAUACGCAGUUCAUAGAGAAUAGAGUAUAUGAUGAAGAAGUGGAAGAGCCUAUUCCUAAAGCUGAUGCUGGAGACAAAACAGAGCAGGAAAAGACACGGGAACAGAAAGAAGCUGAUCUGAUCCCCAAAAUCCAAGAAGCAGUGAAUUAUGGGUUGCAAGUUUUGGACAGUGCGUUUGAACAGCUAGACAUCAAAGCAGGCAACUCUGACUCAGAAGAGGAAGAAAGUAACGAAAGGGUGGAACUGAUUCUUGAGCCAAAGGAUCUCUAUAUUGACAGGCCUUUACCUUACUUGAUUGGCUCUCAGCAGUUUAUGGAACAAGAUGAUGUUGGCCUUGGAGAUCUCUCUAGUGAAGAAGGAUCAGUAGACAGUGAUCGUGGAAGUGUAAUUGACAGUGAAGAGAAGGAUGAAGAGGAAUCAGAUGAUGAAUUUGGAAACCCUAGUGAAGAUGACCAAAAGACGAGGACAGCACAGAUGAGUGAUGAAGAUGAUUAUGAUGGCUGUGAUCUCUUUGACUCUGAAAAAGAGGAAGAUGAGGAUGGAGACUUAGAUGAAAGCACUAGGCCUAAAAAGAAGAGGCCAACAUCAUUUGCAGAUGAGCUGGCAGCCCGAAUCAAAGGAGAAGUACCAGUCAAACAGGAUGAAGAGCGUUUGUCCCUGUCACAAGAGACCAAAACAAGGAAAAUGCUGAAAGAGAAGAAAGAAGUGAGAGUUCCAUCGGAUGAUGAAGAUGAUGACAUCUUCAAGCCUCCUAAGUUGACUGAUGAAGACUUCACACCCUUUGGGUCUAGGGGUGGCCUCUUCAGUGGUGGAACAGGUCUCUUUGACGAUGAAGAGAGUGAUCUUUUUGCUGAAGCACCAAAAGGAGAAGAAACAAAAGAGAGAGAGGAACGAGUCCCAGUAAGUGAAGGAGGAAGUGAUGUGUUUAGUUCCACUGUAAUUGUGGAAAAAGACAAGAAACCUGCAACACAGAGCAUAGAGAAAACUCCUAAACAGCCUGGGAAAGUUCUUCUGUUUGAUGACGAUGAUGACUUCUUUGUGGGAGCAACUAAAAAGCCUCCAGAUUCAGUGAAGUCCACAGCUGACCUAUUUGAUGAUGAUGAAGAAGGUGACCUAUUCAAGGAAAGACCUGCCAUUCCUCCUGUGGUUGCUGGCACAACUAAAGAAACAGAAAACCGUAGGGAGACAGUCAUGGAAAAAAAGAGUCAAACAUCUUCAGGUGAGGACCUCAAGCCUUUAUCUGAAAUGCCUCCAAGAAAACAGAGGGGCCUCUUCUCUGAUGAGGAGGAUUCUGAAGACUUGUUUUCAUCAAGUAAAACCAUGAAGUCCAAAGCUACAUCUCUCCCCAUCAGCAAGUCCAUGACAAAAGCUCCACUCUCCUUGUUUGAUGAUGAUGAUGAAGAUCUCUUUGGUGUGGUACCUGCCAAGAAGCAACAGGAAAAACCCCCAGAAGAGAAAGCGAAACAGUCAGAGCCACUCAAGAAAGCCUCCAGUUUAUUGUUCAGCAGUGAUGAGGAGGAACACUGGAAUGUCUCCAAGCCAGCUAAACUUCCUUCUGAAGAUGACAGAAAAGAGGACCCUGCAAAACCAGCUAGCACUGUCAGUCAGGCUAAAGCUGUGAAGAAGACGAGCCUCUUUGAGGAAGAGGAUGAGGAGGAUUUAUUUGCAAUCACUAAAGAGAGCCAAAGAAAGCCACAGAAGGUAUCGUUGUUGUUUGAAGAUGAUGCUAUUAAUGGAGAAUCGCUCUUCAGCUCCCAAUCAACGCUACUUCCUUCAGCUGCUAAGGCUGCAGUGGAGAAAGUAAAACCAGCACAAGCACCACCUUUCUUUAAUGAAGAAGAAAAGGAGGAAAAGCAAGAUCUGCCAGAUAGAGCAGCGAAGUCUAGCCAGCUAGAAGAUACAUUGUGGUGUUUAGAAGAGCCUGGAGCAGUUCCUGUGCCUAGAGGAACAGAUGUUGCAUGGCAGCAAACAAAGGAAAAACCUUUUGCAGCAACAUCCUCCGAGCCGGCCAGCAGUUCAGAUCUGUUUGCAACAUCACCACCAGCUCUGGAGAAAGAUGUCAAGACCCAAGCUAAGAAAGUGUUAAGCUUGUUUGAGGAAGAAGAAGAGGAGAGACUGGAAGACGAUGAUGGCAUUAAAAAUGCACAGAAAGAAAUUGGUGUGGCUUCCAAGAAAAGUACUCGGCCAAAAAGCACUGGAGUCUUUCAAGACGAAGAGCUCCUCUUCAGUCACAAACUUCAGAAGGACAAUGAUCCAGAUGUCGACCUCUUUGCCAGCCCCAAGAAGUCAAUGUCUGCAAACCGUACCCUGAAGCCAUCAUCUGGAGGAGGGCUUUUUGGGGAUGACGAUGAGGAUGAUCUCUUCAGUACUGCUAAAACAAACCUUCCGAAAAUAGCUGAGAAGACGACACUUAAGGCCAGUGCCGGCCCUUCCUUGGAGAGCAGUACCCUUCUAGAAAAUGCUUUAAGUGCCAAACAAGAUGAAGCUCUGAAGGCAGUAACUACAGAGGCUAACUUAGCUAUUAACCCUGCAGCCUUACUACCUGGUGCAAUGUCUAAGGUCUCCAAUGUAAAGUCCCCCUUACCAGUUCUGGACACUCCAUUGCAUGAGCCCAAGGAUGUGCAGAACAGCGAAGCCUUUUCUGCUGCAGGAAGCAAUGAAGAACUAGGUGUAAGCUUUGAUCAGCCUAUGCAAGCGGAUACCUUGCACAGCGCCAAUAAGACCAGGAUCAAGGUUACAGGAAAACGAAGACCUCCUAGCAGAAUGGCCCGCCGUCUAGCUGCCCAAGAGUCUGAAGAGAGUGAGGAGGUGGACAGUGCUAAAGAAUCACAGUUCUCUCUACCAAAACAGACGUCCGCAAUAGUGAACAUAAAGGAGCCUCUUGCUGCUGAAGCAGAGUCCAAGGAAAACGGUUUUCUCUCUGGCUUGUCACUAACAGCUCAUGGCAGCAUUUUGUCUGCUGGGACAAACAAACUCCUUCCUCCAGAAUCCACAGACCAAGGGGAUGAUCUGUUUGAAUCAGAAGACCUUUUUGCAAGCAGCUCAACAUCCAGACCAGCUGCACAAUCAAAGUUAAAGGAGGGAAUGCCAGACAGUGUGUCUAACAAACCGAUCAAAGGCAGGGAGAAAAAGCCUGAUCUUUCUGUUCUGGGUGAUCAGGGCAGCAAUGAUCUCUUCCAGCCUGUACAGCAAAAAUCUUCAACAAAAAGCAGCCCUAUACCUUUUUUGGAGGAAGAACAAGACUCUCUCUUCACCUGUCAGAAAACUGGAAAAAGGGAUUUGAAAUCUGCUGUCCGGCAAGCUGUUGACCCUACUGCCCAAGAUAUCUUUGAGGAUGAUAUAUUUGCUACUGAGGCAAUUAAACCAAUGAACAAAACAAAAGAGAAAAUGCCAGAGACUAACCUGUUUGAUGAUAACAUUGAUAUUUUUGCGGAUCUCACCGUAAAACCAAAAGAAAAGAAGACCAAGAAAAAGGUGGAACAAAAAUCCAUAUUUGAUGAUGAUAUGGAUGAUAUCUUCUCUAGCAGCCAAGUCAAGAUACCCACUCCCAAAAGCAGAUCUUUCCAAGCAGCUUCAGAAGCAAAAUCUGAAAGCAAGACACUGAGUACAUUUGAUGACCCACUGAAUGCCUUUGGAGGCCAGUAGCCAAGGGAAGUUGUUGCAGAGAGGAGGCCUUCCUUAUGCCCUGUCCAGUAGUAACACUCUGGAUUCUCUAAUCCAGUCAAGCUGAGAUGAGAUGGCUGUGGAUAUUUAAAUGAGAACUGAUUUUAAAUGGUAGUAUUCUCUUGUUCUGGGUCUAAUUGUGCUAAAUGUUAUAUUUAAAAAAAAAAAAGACAAUAACCUCCUGCUAUUGUGUUUCCAUGAUGCCCAGAUGAAUAUAGCCUGUGCAAUACCUGCAAUGAAGUAAUCUAUUAUACAAAGUAUAGUUUGUUUUACUGAACAGAUCUAUAGAGAAAAUAAUUGCUAAAUAGUAAAUGGAGUCUGUUUAAACCA